Molecule: messenger RNA, 1939 nt
Organism: Dinoponera quadriceps
Lineage: Eukaryota; Metazoa; Arthropoda; Insecta; Hymenoptera; Formicidae
Gene: DCTN4-p62
Product: dynactin subunit 4
Exons: 9
Coding region: 117-1607 (496 amino acids)
Cellular component (GO): dynactin complex
Source: RefSeq, a predicted model, not a curated record
ACCAUUAUUGAGAGAGAAAGAGAGAGAGUUCUUUUAGGUUAUCAUGCGAGGAGGUGCCUCGCUUAGUGACGUUUCUGUCACACUGCCUUGUCAAGUUUUCCAUUGUUUAUUUCAGCAUGACAUAUUUAAACCAACCGGAUUAUGUGCGUUAUAUAUGCAACUGCGGUUCCUUGAAACCUAUAUCAAAGAUAUAUUUCUGCCGACACUGCUUGAAGAUACGAUGCGGCUAUUGUGUCUGUCAGGAGGUGGACUCUCAUUACUGUCCUAAUUGUAUGGAAAAUUUACCAUCGUCAGAAGUACGCCUUAAGAAGAACAAAUGUUCCAAUUGCUUUGACUGUCCUUGUUGCUUUCAAACAUUAUCUACAAGAGCAGGUCUAGCACCUGUGAGAACAAUAUUAACAUCAUCAGAAGCAGAAGAAGCCAAGGAUGUUAAGGCUACGCCUAAAAAGGUAUAUUAUCUUUUCUGUUCGCUGUGUCGUUGGAGCUCUCGUGAUGCAGGCAUACCUGAUCAAUCAGUAGCAACUGGAGGUUGGCCUGAGCUAGAAAAUCCACAUACGACGCGAAUCAAUGCUCUCAUUGAUUAUCACAAAAUAUUAGCGUCUAUAGAGAAGCAACAGUGCGAGAGAAAAAAGUUUCGUCCGAAACGCUCAUUUAUGCCAGCCACAAUGUACAGUUUCACAUCCGCUUUGGUUCGUAAACGAAUCGGGCAUCCCAUCAAACCGCCGGCACAGUCUCAGUCAACCGCUCAACCGGCACCAUCCGUUGCGAGCGAGGAAGUGGAAGAAUUGCCGAGCGAUAUAUUCACGGAGCCUGUGGAUAUAACUAAACUCACUACGUUGGAGCAAAGAUUGCAACACCCGGAUGCGCAGGCCGAGAAGAUAAACGAAUUGCGUCCACAGCACAGGCAGUUUUUAGUUAAGAGGUCCCAGCGUUGCCGAGUGUGCGAGCAUAACGUCAGCAAAUCCGAUCUUUGCCCGCAAUCUACAAAAUUCAAGAUUCUGUUAGCCGCGCUUUAUCAUAUCCCGGAGGUAAAGAUCGUCACUUGCGAACCACUGCGACCGGGCAAAGCGAGCGAGCUGCUCCUGAAAUUCUGCAACCCGACGCAGCAUCAGACUCAGAUAACUAUAUUGCCGCUGGACACCUCGUUGUCCACCUCGCUACUUGAGGAAAAGGAGGAUCUUAAGCAGGAAAAUACGCAACAAGGAUGCGAGUCUCCAAAUUUACUGCCGUCUACCGUGCGACAAGUGCCCGUGACGGAAGAUCCUAAGUCGAUAAAAGUUGCACCCAAUGCGGAUCUGGUGUUGCCUCACAGCCCGCUGAUCCUACCGCCAAGGGACGACGCCGCCGAGUACGAUGAUACAAGUGAUAAUCACAAUUUUCAGGACGAUCCGAAGCUCGUAGUGUGGCGGAAGGGAAAUAAAGCUGUGAUACGUUUACACGUAACCCCAUAUGAAAAUAACGAGAACGAGGAGCCGAUAACAGUCGGUUUUGUCAUGCAACACGGAUAUGUGAACACUAUCGCAACGCUCGAGCAUAAACCGCCGCAGAAAGUAGAUGUGAAAGUCAAAUUGUAUCUCACCGUUGGUCAGCUGGUCGGUGAAGCAUAAUUUUCUUCGGUUUUAUCGUAAUAUAUAAAUAUGUGAAUUAAUUACAAAUGAUAUAUAAGAUCCGCACUAAUCAUGUAAUCGUAACAGCUAUAUCACACGAAUGCUUCGUAUAUUUUUGCCACAACGGCUGAUUACAUUGUACUAAGGAUAUUCUACACAUACUCGACUGUAUAAUUACUAUUGCAAUAUUUUUUAGUAAUUUGUGGUCGACCUCUGACAUUAACUUAUUUGUAAUUAUCCAUCACGAAGUUACAACUAUUUAGUGUGAAGCUGUUUGCUCUUAAUAAACUGUAACGAUAAUAACAAAGAAUAAAUAAAACUUAUAAUUCCUA